Molecule: messenger RNA, 2708 nt
Organism: Linum trigynum
Lineage: Eukaryota; Viridiplantae; Streptophyta; Magnoliopsida; Malpighiales; Linaceae
Source: the annotation of a GenBank genome assembly
AGUAAACUGUUGUAUUCAGGUUAAGAGAGGUCACCCGGAUAUGGUUCCCCCUAGACUGCAGUUAAGCCGGAUUGCAAUUACCAAGUUCAGUUUCUAUGAUAGUUAUGCUGCGGAAGGUUCUUAAACAGCCUAAAGUCUCGACUAAAGGUCUUCAGACCCUCUCAAUCUGAGUCUCUAGCGGGCGACUAACCUCCACCGGAGUAAACAGAUUGAGGCCCUAUGAACAAAACCUCCACUACCGAAGUGAAUCCGGUACAGAAUAGUGAGUUGGCUCCUCGACUAAAGUCACCAACUCCCUACCUUCAAUCAAGGAUGCUCUAUCAACCUAGGCAGAUAUUCUCAUUCUAGGUUAGAGUAGAAACAACAGGAAUUUGAUCAGGAUUCAAGUCAUUCAAUCAUUCAAGCCUCAAUCGAAUAUAACCAAAUCAUAGAAUCAGUACUUGGGUUCAUACAAUCAAACCUAACAUACAAAUCAAGGGUUCUCCAUACCCAGAUGAAUGGGAGAACUACUCCAUGGAGAAAGAAGCAAAAGCAGAAUCAGACGCGGAAUUCAUACUGUGAAGGAUGGAUUCCUGCUUCUAGACGUUGAUCGGCACUUCUCCAAGCUCAAACUGGCCUCCAAUGGUGAUGAAGAUCAAUCUAGGGCACUUGGAGACUCUUGUUCGUCAUUUUCUCUCUCUAGGAAUCGCUCUAUCUCUCUCAAAACUCGAAUCCCCUUCUGUUUUGGCUGAAAUCUGCUUAAAAGGGCAUCAGUGGCCAAAGCACGGUCGAGGGCACGGCCGUGUAAUGCCUCAGCCCGCCCGUGCUUUGGCUAGGGUUAAUUACACGGCCAGUGCAUUGGGGGAAACACGGGCGUGUUUCAUGAUGGACACGGCCGUGCUUUGGUGGCCACGGCCGUGCUUUCUUGACACGCCAAAACACAACACCAAUCUGCGACCAAGUGUAAUCGCAGACCGGGAAUGCGGUAACAGGCAAGUUACAUUAUCAACCCGGGGUCUAGAUCUACUGCUUACUCAGUGAUUCUCUGUUAUCUGGCCAACUAAAGUAAGUGGUUGUUGUUGAAAAGCAAAAGCAGAAAUAAAGCAGGAAUUGAUACGGUUUUCUCAAGCAGGAAAGAGUCACUCGGGAAUGAGUCCCCCUAGCUCCUUAGUUAGGUUUCAAUUGUAUUUCCCUGGGUUGAUUUACUGUUGAUUAGACUGCGGAAGAUCCGACAGUAGCUUGGAAUCUCUUAAGCUGACCAAGCCCUCUCAGUCUAUCUACCCGGCAGACGACUAAUCUUCACCGGGAUAGAAAGCUGAAGCAGUAAGAACAGAACUCCACUACUGGAAUUGGAUUCCAGUACAAAGCAGUCAACUGGCUAACUCUCGUAUAGCCAAUCUCCUACUAUCGAAUGAUGAGACUCUAGCAACCUAAUCAGAUUCUAUCUAUCUCAGAUUGCAGCAGGAAUCAGGAAAAGUUGAUCAGACUUCAAUUGACUCAAUAAACAUGCAUCAUUCGAUUAAAAUCAAACAGUAAUAUCAUCCCAAGUCAUUACAAUCAAUCCCUAACACAUAGAACUAGGGUUCUUCAUCCCCAAGUGAGAGAGGGGUUCUACUCCAUAGAGAGAGAGAAGAGAACAAGAUACAAAGCAAUCAUACUCAUAAUUAUGGGAAGAAUCUGCUCUGGGAUGAUGAUUUCCACUCCUAUGACGAUCUCCAAGCUUGAUUUGAUGAAACCCAGCUCCAAGAUGGCUUAUAGGAUGUGUUCUUCGUCCUUUCUCUCUCUAGGGCUCUGUUUUUGCUCAAAAAGUCCGAUCCUCUCUCUUGCAGCCCGGAAUUGGGUUAAAACCAGGAAUUCCCAACUUACACGGGCAGGGCCACACGGCCGUGUGGCAUACCCAGUUGCCCGUGUGAGUCAAAACGCUGCGUUCCAAUUAGUUCGAUCUUCAGGCUUCUCACACGUCCAGGGUCGCACGGCCGUGUGAGAAUUCUAUCUGCCCGUGUUUGCUCUCGGCGAAACUCGCACGGCCAGGUCACCCCUUCACACGGCCGUGUGAACAUCAGGGCAGCCCGUGUUUGCUCUCGCACAAUCUCACACGGCCAAAGUGGUCACUUGCACGGCCGUGUGAGUUGUGGGUGUGCCCGUGUGGCCUCCUUUUUGACUUGCCUCGCGCCCGAUCUUCGUCCAAUUGACCCCAAACUCGCUCCCAAGCCUCCAUUCACGUACUAGGACCUGAAAUAUCACAAACAAGCACAACCUAGCGUGAAAUCGGUCUAAAACACGAGAAAUCACAUCUCAAACGGUGUAAGAACAGGGUAAAAACAUGUGUAAUUAACGGUCUAUCAAACUCCCGCACACUUAACCGUUUGCUUGUCCCCAAGCAAACCAAGUCAGACACAAGGUAAGCUCACAUAUUUCAAUCAACCAACAUUGGGGACAAGUCAUAAAGGCACAGAACACGUGAAUCGUACUGGUUUUCAAACAUCAAUACAUGACCAACUUCAACAGCAACCUGGACAACCACCACAAAGGACAUUCGAGUGCAUCAAAAUCGAGUAAAGGAAGAGUCUCCCUUCUGUUCACCAACCAACCUAGACUUGACUCAACCACUUACUCAAAACAGUCAACUCAUGCAUCCAACUCAAGACAUCAGAAUAGAGACCGAGCAAUCUAGGUCCUCACCGGGGUACAAGAGUAUAUAGAUAUGAAAAUGAAUCACUCACUCUCGA